Molecule: messenger RNA, 2484 nt
Organism: Leptopilina heterotoma
Lineage: Eukaryota; Metazoa; Arthropoda; Insecta; Hymenoptera; Figitidae
Exons: 3
Coding region: 1-2484 (827 amino acids)
Biological process (GO): proteolysis
Molecular function (GO): aspartic-type endopeptidase activity
Source: RefSeq, a predicted model, not a curated record
AUGAGCACACAUUCUGACAGCUCAACUAACGACAAGGAAUCUCUCAACUUAAACGACAAGGAAUCUCUCAACUCAAAUUCGAAAAAAUCUAUCUCAUCGGACAAGGAAGUAAAAGUUGUAAUCACCAACAUGGAAAAACUCUCGGUCAAGGACGAAAACUCAUCUCCAAAAAAGGAAGAUAUCGAUGAUACUCAACCCUUAGAUAAAACUCAACAAAUCUCGAAUAAAAAUGAGAAACCAAGUACUUCUCAUGGAAAACACUCAUCAAAAGAGAGUUAUGCGCACGAUCAAAAUUCCAAAAACUCUUCAGAAGUUCAAGAAAACUUGCUCAAGGUCCGAAUGAAUUUCAAAGUAACUACUCAAAAUAGUCGUCUUAAUCUCAUGAUUGAAUCAUUCAACCAGGUCAAAUCAUUCGCUCCUCAAUACUCAGUCAAUGAAGCAAAAUCAAUGCUCACCGUUUUCCAUGAUUUAUGGACGGAAUUUUCUCAAACUCAUGAGGAAAUUGGUGAAACUUGUCCAGAUAGCUUCUUCAGUAAUCCUUAUAUGACUGACGAUUGUUAUGAACAAGCCUGCAAAGUUUAUGUGGAGUCUAAGAUUCUACUCAACUCUCUUAUUGAACGACUCAAACAACCUGCGGCAAACACGACUCGACCAUCUGAAUCCACUCAAACAAAAAGAAGACAGCUUCCGGAAAUCUCGCUGCCUCAAUUCUGUGGAGACUACUCAUCAUGGACUCCUUUCAGGGAUUUGUUUUCCUCCUUGGUAGGUCAAAACUCGGAAAUUUCCGGUGUAGAAAAGAUGCAUUAUUAUCUCCGCACAACUCUCACCGGUGAAGCAGCUCAAUUAAUCGCCAAUCUCCCUCUAUCAAGUGAUUCGUUUGACUCAGCAUGGAGUUUACUCACCUCACGCUAUGAAAACAAGCGAUUACUCAUCUCCUCGCAAAUCGACAAACUUUUCAACUCAUCAAUUAUCUCAGCAAAAUCAGCCAGUGAUCUCAACACUCUCCUCAACACCACCACUGAAGCACUCAACGCUCUCAAAGCUCUCAAUGCUCUAGUUGAUUCAUGGGAUCUAGUUUUAGUCCAUUUUACUACGCGUAGGUUGGAUUCUCAAACCAGGGAAGCUUGGGAAAACAAGCAAGGCUCACGUACUGAACCACCAUCAUACCAGCAACUCAAGGAAUUUCUCACAGCGGCUAAAACAACACCAUCAUCACCUAAAUCAUCUCAAUCAACAACUCAACCAGCAAAAGCCCUUACAGCUUCUCAUCAAACUUAUGGAUACAAUUGCUCAUGCUGUGACGGUUCUCACUACAUAGUAGUAUGUGAGAAAUUCAGGAAACUCUCACCACCGGUUCGAAGGGAGCUUGUCAUCACUCAAAAACUCUGCUUCAAUUGUCUCGGCAAACACUCUGCUCACCAAUGUCAAAGCUCAAAAAGAUGUAGAGAUUGCAAUGGAAAACAUCAUACAAUGAUUCACAUAAAGUAUACUGCUCAAUCAUCAUCAAAGGAUCAAUCAACAUCUCAAAGCAAUCAACAAAAGGACAUCACAAAACCUGUUGUGCUUCUUGCUACUUCUCAAGCUCUGCUACUUCUCAACUCGGGACUUUCUCAGCCAGUGAGGAUUCUCUUAGAUUCUGGAUCAGAAUUAUCAUUUAUUUCUAAGAAACUUGUAUCUCAACUUAAUAUUACUCGUCAAUAUUCAACUAUCCCUAUCAUUGGAAUUGGAGGAACAUCAUCAGGCAGUACUCGGGGUAUAGUCUCCAUCAAACUACAAUCUACUCAUUCUGAUCAAUCGCUUUUGCUUAACGCUUUCAUUCUUUCAAAAUUAUCAUCCAAUCUUCCUUCAAUCUCACUUCCGUCUCAAUCUAUCCCUCAAUUCAAAAAUUUACAAUUGGCUGAUUCAAAAUAUUUUCACAGCUCAAAAAUCGAUAUCAUCAUUGGAGCUGAUCACUAUGGGCAAUUACUCCAACCAGGUCUCAUUCAAGGUCAGGACUCAUCAUUAACAGCUCAAAAAACAAUCUUCGGCUGGGUCAUUCUUGGUCCUGUUAAUGAUUCCUCAACAGAAUCUGGUCACUCAUUUCACAUCACAAUCAAUCAUCAACUCACGGACUUACAAGAUAUUCUCACCAAAUUUUGGGAGCAAGAAGAAUUUCAACUCAAGGUCACGGACUCAUUCACACUUGAAGAAUUAGAAUGUGAAAAUCAUUUCAAAGAAACUCACUCUCGUGAUGUAUCUGGCAGAUACAUCGUUCGAUUACCUCUCAAUUCAUCACCUAGUCAACUUGGCGACUCAUACACAACUGCUCAACGAUGUUUAAAAUCAUUGUUCAACCGAAUCUCAAAGAAUCAAACCUACAGCGAUCUUUAUCACACAUUCUUAAAGGAAUAUGAAGAUCUCAAUCACAUGACUCACUCAGCUCAAUAUUUCACCAGCAUCAAGAUGGAAACUUAUUCAACAGCGUUUUCAAUUUUUUUGGUCUAA